UAUGUUAAGGCAAAACUGAGUGGCAUUGAUUUAUAAACGUGACAAUCUUUAAAAAAAAAAAAUUCAUUUUCAAUCAACAUUUAUUUUUUGUUUGUAACCUAAACCUAUAUAAUUGCAAUCCAUCAAUGAAAAACUUAGAGUUUCAUUUCACCGUAUAUUUGUUUGUUUAUUUUGCAUUAUUGUAUGAUACUUUUUGCACGAUUGACAUUAAUUUGAGUCAAUUGGAAUAUCUUGCUGCACGUUUAGAUCCAUUCGAAUGUCGACGUCUUAUUGCUGCCCUACAUUACACGUCAUAUGAAUUGCCGAUGAAUUUGGCGGCAGCAGAAAGAGAUUAUGUGGCAGAACGCACGGUAGAAGAGGAUAUUCCGUGCAUAAGACAAUUAGUUCAUUGGAACAGUUCUCCAAAUGAAGGUCUUGGUCAAAGCCAUGAAGCCUUAGUUCAUCGACUUCGUCAAUUGGGUCACAAUGACUUAGCCGAUUGGCUUGGGAAAUCCACGUUUAAACAACUUGGAAUGGAUAUGGAAAGAAUUAUGAAUCGACCAUUUGAUAAAUUAAGCGAACAAGAAAUUGAGACAUAUUAUCCAUUAACAAUCGAUCCAAUUGAAAAUCCCGAAAAGGAUGAUUUUUGGUCUGAAUUAAAUAUCAUCUUAUUGGCAAUAAUGUUAGGUUUGAUGGGAACUUUAUUAACAUUAAUAGGAUAUAUUAUUUUUUAUAUAAUCAAAGUGCGUUUACGUAGAACAAAAUACAGAAAAAUGAAGCAAGAAAUGGAUACUGAUAAAACGUCGGAAAAGGAAAAACAAAAAAUCAACAAGACAAAACAGAUGCUACAUAUUAUUGAUAAUUCGACUAAAAAUAAUACACAAUGUAAAAAAAGAUUUGGCAAACGACAGAUAGCAAAGAAGUAUCAAUUGCAACAGUUCACUUAA
This is a messenger RNA of Vespa crabro (European hornet), 926 nucleotides long. RefSeq lists its product as uncharacterized. The record is from RefSeq and is a predicted model, not a curated record. The transcript is spliced from 5 exons. Bases 126 to 926 code for a protein of 266 amino acids. NCBI's taxonomy places the organism in Eukaryota, Metazoa, Arthropoda, Insecta, Hymenoptera, Vespidae.